This is a messenger RNA of Corylus avellana, 1065 nucleotides long. The record is from RefSeq and is a predicted model, not a curated record. NCBI's taxonomy places the organism in Eukaryota, Viridiplantae, Streptophyta, Magnoliopsida, Fagales, Betulaceae.
AUGGUGAUCAGUCCUGAGCGAAGAGGAGACCAGAUGGUAUGGGUUGGAACUACUAACGAAGUCUAUUCAGUUCGUAGUGGGUACCACCUUGAAUCAUCCAUGUUGGAAAGGGAAGCAGGAACCUGUUCUAAUAACAGCUACAUCAUAGAGUUUUGGAGGGAGGUUUGGAAUGUACGAGGUCCUACUGUGGUGCUCAUGUUCUUGUGGAAUGCCUGUCACAACAUUCUGCCAACUAGAGAGAAUCUAUACAGGAGGGGUAUUUUGCAGGAUCCACUUCGUCUCAUUUGUUGGUUGGAGACGGAAUCGUUGGGCCACACCUUGUGGAGUUGUGCUUCCGCACAAGAUGUCUGGCUUGAAUAUGAACUGCAAUUUUUUUCCGUCUCCGCAAGACAAAUUUGGCAUUGCCGUAACAUUGUGGUCCAAGGGGAAGUUUUGACAUCUCUGGCGGCGGUUGUACGCGCAGCACAAGAGCAGGUCCAGGCGCACAACCAAGAUUUGUUGGAUCGGCAAGUAGGAGUUACGUCGAGGGUGAGACCCAUAGACAACACUUGGCAAAAACCUCCCGAAGGUUAUGUUAAAAUAAAUUGGGAUGCAGCUGUUGAUACACCUAGGAAAAGGAUGGGAAUGGGGAUUAUAGCCAAGGACCAUGAAGGGAAGACUCUAGCAACUCUAAGUUCAACACAGAGAUAUAUCAUGGACCCAGCCACAACGGAGGCGAUAGGAUGCAGAUCAAGAGUCACGCUGCAUCAUAAUAGUUACCUAGAAGGCGAUGGAACUCGGGCACUGGUUGGGGAGGAGGCACGUGAUCCUGGAGGCUGUAGUCAACAUUCUCAACAACGAAGAAAAAUGGAUGGGUGGCUAUGGGGCAAUGGUGCACGGGACGAAAAUCCUGCUGUCCAGAUUGUUGGAAUGGAGGGUGCUUCAUAUAACAAGGAAUUGAAGGGGAAUUCAGUGGCCCACUGUUUAGCUAAGUUGGCAUUUACACUAUGCCAAGAACAUAUUUGGCUUGAGAAUUUCCCGUCUUGUAUUAACGAGCUUGUACUUGAUAGGCAAGUUUCUCAUUGA